UACGAGUACUACUACACUUAUACCUGUUCGAAAUUUGGCCGAAACUGCAAAGGUUUGUGCAUCCUAAUAUUACAGACCACAUUUCCUUUACCCUUUCCCCCUUCAAUGUUACAUUCUCGUGAAAAAAAAAACAAAAAACAAAAAACAAGAAAACAAAACAAAACAAAGACUAACAGAAAAAACACAGACUUUUCUAUGUGUAAUGGUUGGCUUCUAGAUGAGAUUGGGUUCUCAGUGUAGUAAAAUAUACAGGCUUUCCAGAUUCGCUUUGUAAUAUAGGACGUAGAGAGUAAAUUUCAGUUUUGAAGAGAAUCCCUUCAUCUUAAACUGUUCGCGAAAUAUUUGUGACUAGCGAUUUCGAAACCUUUUUAAUUUAGUGAGAAUUUUGCGUGAUGCAACUUAAAAUAGUAAUACCCGUUCCAAUAAAUGUAUGUAACGUGCUCUCUCUUUCACUCUCUUUCUACUCUGUUUUAAUGAACCCCUACCCCCCCCCCCCCCCCCCCCCCCCCCCUUCAUUUAACCACCACACCCACAAAACACCAACAUAAUAUUAAAAAAUAAAAACAAUAUAAAAAAAUUUUUUUUUUUUUUUUUUUUUUUUUUUUUUUACCUAAAGAGAUGUGUUUUUUAUUUUGUGUGGUUGGGUGGGGGACAUAAAAAUUGUAAUUUCAUAAUGGUGUUGCCAAAUAUUUUUGACUAGCGAUUUCGAAAACUUUUUAAAUUAAGUAGAAAUUUUCGUUAAUCAAAUUAAAAAAUUAAUACCCCUUUCCAUAAAUGUAUGUAACCGGCCCUCUCUUUCCCCCUCUUUCUACUCUUUUUUAAUGAACCCCCACCCCCCCCCCCCCCCCCCCCAUGAAUAUGAUAGGCACUACAUGCGUAAAAGCUAUGAAUAAUUUAUAAUACAUGCAUGUGAAUAGAUGAGUUACUUUUUUAUUUUACAGUUCCUUGUACCUACAGAGAUGACUGUAGCUUUGGAAGCUGGGGUAGUUGGGAAGGAAAUAUCAAGGUUAAUAAUCCUGGAUGUUAUAAACAGACCAGAAGCAAACCGUACAACCACCCACUUCAAACUGUGAUGAGGCGUCACGGCUGCGGGGGACUCAACACUAACUGCGCGGCUCCGCCGGUUCAAAGCAGAAUGCAGUGUAAGUAUAAGUGUCCCUUUUUGCUAUAAUAAGGUACACAAGUUCUUUGAAAUCAAGGGGGGUGAAAUGAAAAAAGGUAGUGUAAGUAUUUGUCCCUUCGUUGCUGUAAUAAGGUACACUUUCGACUUCGCCAAGAGACUACCCUACGAGCAGAGGUAUCUCUCAUGCAUGACUUUUAGCGUUUACGAAGACGUUCGCGUCACUUGUCAGGAUAAAACUAGAAGAAUAAGAAGAAUAAAACUAGAAGAGCUCUCGCAAAAUUGUGCGCGGAGGGAUUAUGAUCAAAAAGGUCGCAUACAAUCUAAAGCAAUUUUGCUUUCGCGUUUUAUUGGAUCUGGUCCUUGUAAAAACCGUAACCCUGUCACUCCAUUAAAAGGGAACUCUGGAUUCUGGAAUCCCCGAACGUUUUUCUUGUGGAAUACGAAAUCUGGGAAAUUUUCCUUGUGGAAUCCAAAAUACUGGGCUUUGGAAUCCGGAAUACAAGUCAAGGCCAAUCCGGAAUCCCACUAAAUAUUAGAAUCCGGGAUCUAAGUUCCACUGACAAAGACCGGAAUCCGGAAGUACCGUCAAUCCGGAAUCCACGGCGUGGAAUCCAGAAUCUAAGUUUGUCUUGGAUCCCUUACAUGGGGGUAUGCCCUGGAACGUUAUCAUUUUCAAAAACUUUGAAACAAUAUUACUUUAUAUUUCAUUAGGUGUUUGUAAAAUAGCCAACUGUCAGCAGGGAACCUGGAAACAAUGGUCAGGGGUCAUAAAGGAGGGUACCUGUGGUACACAGACCAGAAUAAGACCACAGAUUCUGACAUGGACUACAAUUCAGAAAACAGGCUCUUGUUCGGGAGUGCAGACAUCUUGUCCUGAACCUGAAAAGGAGAGUCGGAAGAUGUGUAAGUAUUUCUUACGUGAUAGAACAAUAGGACAGUUUCAUCCAUGCAACCAUUUCACUUGUAGAGAAACUGCCAACUUGAAUCUAAUGUUUGCCGUAAACUUUUUGAUUCUAAAUCUCUCCAAUGGCGUACAGCUGUCUAUUUUUACACUGCUUCAAUCCUGAGUAAUAAUGAUAUUAACAAAAAUGAAAAAUAUUUGUUCCCUGUUAGUACUAAACCAAUUGGAGUGGACUUGGUCUUUUUCAGGUAGUUGUUCCAAAGCAGAGUGUUCAUUGGGAGAUUGGAGCAAUUGGGAAGGCAAAGUCGAACAGGGGCGUUGCGGCACACAAAAGCGAAGACGGGUAUACACGAAGGAAACUGUUUACGAACAGCACGAAAAGCAGUGCCCCAGCCUUCCGCAGAAUUGUCUUGCACCUGUUGAAGAAAGCCGUGCAAUGUGUAAGGAAACAUUAAUUGGGCAGUAAUGACAGUAAUUCAUAUAAACUUUUGGACAUUAAAUCACGUGUAUGUUGUAGUUGCUUUUUUAUCUCAGGUAUUUUUAUUUUUCCUCUGUUUCAACUUCAUUAGCAUACAUUGCCAUACCCAAAAACAAAAGAAAAAAAAAAUUACCUGAGAUAAAAAAUUAACUGCAACAUGUACAUUAAGCAGGGUUUCUGGAUAUAGUCGUUUCAUUUACGAGAUGCUUACCUGACUGUCAUCCGCGUCCUAUUGCGAGGGACAUCUCCUGUCGAAUGCCGCUGAUUGCAAUGUGGACAUUAUUGUAGAGACCAAUUGAAGGGCUCCGUGUGAAGACGGCCCCUUCUCCUUUGCUCCAUUUUGGAGCGGACGUUUUCACAUUCCAAUUAUACCAUCAUUUAAAGAAGGGUGUCCUGAUUAAAAACCAGUUUCAGGAAUGUACUUCUGUUAGUUGACAACUAAUUAAGAUUACUUUAUUUAAAAACUACGUAGAGCCGAACUAACUUUUGACCGUGAUCUAACAAAGUAGGAGGUUAAUACGGAAGUGGUAACUUCUCAGCUUCUAACGUAAAAAAUCACUUGAUGCGGGAGAAACUUGACACAGACGCACAGCAGUCGAUUUAGAAAUUGAUCGAGUUGAUGAAUGUGACUCAAGCCUUCUGUCUUGCUAUACAUGUAGGUAGCUGUAAAUAUGCCACAUGUUCGCUUGAUGAUUGGUCCCAGUGGGAACCUCAAGAACUGGAACAUGGUAAAUGUGGUCAGCAGCAGACCCGUAGGAAAACAUAUUCGCUGACUUGGGCUUAUCAGUCGCAUGUGGAACAGUGCCCCUCCCUGCCGCAGACAUGUCCUGAUGACAUCGUUGAAAACAGAACGCAAUGUAAGCGGAUAAUCAACCACUCUUUUCCUCUAAUUAUUAAACAAAACCCACUUAAUUUUAGUGUAUUUAGCAGGAAAAAAAAACUAAUUGUGGACAUCAUUUCUACGGCAUCUCCUACUAAAGACGUACGGAACCACUGUUUUACGUGGUCAUCUGAGCCUCGCGAAGUCCAGCCGUAUGCCGGGCAUAAGCAGUACCUUCAUUUUGCACUUAUUUGUUGAGACCCCCCCAACCCCCCCCGGAAUUGAUCGUCCCCGACCAGGCCCCCCUUUCUACCGCCAAGAGCUUCCGACUAAGCUAGCCCCAACGUCUUUUCUUUUUUACAGAAACUCUUCGAUAUCAGGAGAGUUCUCUCUUGUCGAUAUCCAUUACUUUUUUGUUAAACGGCUUCUAAAUAGUAAUGUAGAAAUGAGCUUGAAGAACGUGGUAAACACUUCAGUUGAUCUGAGCAAAGUUCUACAAUAAAUUGACAAUAAUCUGUAAUUAUUUGUUCGUUUAGGAGGUAUAUUUUUUUAAAAGGGUAUACGAGAAUUCUUAAAUUAUUAAUAGCUGUUUUGUCACGGUUUGGACAGGUUGAGUUGGAUAAGACAAUAUAUGAAUGAUGCUUUAUCAAGACCUUCGAUGGAGAAAGCGACUGUCUUAGACUAUCUAAAUUACAUCAUUCAUUUUUUAUUUUUCAACAAGAAACGUGUUAAUUGAAAAAUUUAGAAUCAGACUGAGUCGAUGCUAAUGACAAUAUUAAUACUAAUGCACAUUUAUUAUAUUUAUUGGGCCAAUUUUCGAGUUCUAAAAACCCUCACUUUCGAAACGAGGCUAAGUGCAAAAUCUUCCUUGUGACAAUGAGUUCAUUUGUAUGAGAAUAAAAAAUCGUUUUCAUAUCAAUAGCUUCGCACUUAUCCGAGAGGCUUGGGACAACUCGGAAAUGGCCUAUGGGUAUUAAGUCUGGUUUUUAAUACAAUUUUUUUUUUUUUGCAUAAAAGGCAAAUGCGUUUAUAGAGACUCCUGUGACGUAAGGGCAUGGAGCGAAUGGGAUAAACCACUGACCGAAGAAGGCUGCCAAGUGCAGACACGAACCAGAAGCUACGUUUAUCCCCUUAAACACUCUGUGCAGAAGAACUGCAGUGGCUUGCUAACAUCUUGUAUAACAGAACCAAAGGAAAGCAGGAACUAUUGUAAGUACUUUUAUAAAAUAACUACGAUAGUACGCGCGCUCUGAUUGGUCGAGAGGCGUGUUUGUAUGAGAGUAUGUAAACAUGGUUGUGAGGUCAAGAUGUUUUGCUUUUCGCACGCAAAUCACGCAAGCACGAAUUUGAAAAAGGUUUCGAGUUGAAAAACUCGACAAGUUUACUUUAUUUACCAAUUUCCUCGUCGGUUGAAACUUCAAAAAUCUUUAGAAACAUGCUGUGUCAAUUUUUUUUCGCUUGAGCUGAAAACCCGUAUUUUGGAAAGCAUCUUUUUUGCAAAACAAAGACUGAUUACGCGUACAAGGUUAGUGUACAAGACUUCGCGACUGGUAAGAAUUUCUCUUUUAAUCAUUGCUCUAAACAAGAGAGUUUUGCUUUUUUCUCGGGAAAGUUAUUUUAUGAAAGCAAAAGAAAACUUUUUUUCUUGUGUUUGCAUAUCCUGAUAUAAACGCUCGAGGGGUUGGGAGAAUUCUCGACAGCUAGGCAAACCCUCGACUUCGUCUCGGGUUUGCAUGACUGCCUCGAAUUCUCCCAACCCCUCUCGUGUUUAUAUCAGGCUAUGCAAACACGGAAAACGUUUUCUAUUGCUUAAAAAGAACCUAGUAAUUAAGAACCCGUGUACUUAAACGUUGGCACAAAAAGGGCAUCUAUACAGCAGUUCUGCAUCAGCUGAAAUCAAGUAUACAAGAUAUGUGAACAAACUUCUUCAACGAAGACAAGGAAAAGCUUUGUCAACGUAUCCAGUUAAACAAUUUAAUAAGUAAUUGCUUCCCCUCUAUUGAUUCGCUUGAAAACUUUCCCUCGGGCCCCAGUUUUUAAAAAAUUAGAUAGCGCUCUCCACAAAAUAAAUCACUAUCCAGUGGACAAGUAUUAGGAAAACCAAUCAGUUGAGUCACCCACUGAAAAGAGAGAGAUUUAUGCAGAGGAUAGCGUUAUCCACCUUCAAGGAAAUUGAGGCUUUUCCCUAUGGAUCUCCUACCUGGCAGAUUUAUCAGUGAAUGUCCACCAAUUUAAAACGGAGCCCAUCCCUGUCGUUAGCACAGCUUAAUUUUUGCUCAUAAUUCUUAACCCCACUUUACUUUUUUUAUUUCAUUGUUGCUUCUGUAACUAAGAAAAUGCAAUUUUUUAAUACAAGGUAAGUGCAAACACGUAGCGUGUACACUGGCUGAAUGGUCCGAUUGGAACAGUGCCGUCCUGACCGUAGGGCAGUGUGGGAAGGAGAAAAGAAUCAGACAUUAUGUUGCUGAGGAAAAGUUCACUUUUGCCGAAAAUUGCGACGGACUUACGACGUCAUGUCCCGCCAGUCAAGAGGAAUCAAGAACGAUGUGUAUGUUUAAGCUGUUUUUAAGUUGUCUCUUAAUUCUGCCAGUUUGUUUUAAAAUUUAUUGGUUAUAGAAAUUCUAUGAGAAGCCCAUUAUUCUUUAGCCUUCGGGCCGUUGUAGAGGAUUUUAUAGAUAACCUGUGCGCCUAAAAAUGGCCAAGAAAAAUCUGGGCGAGACUUUUGUUUUUGUGAAAAAACGGAAUGUCUUUAUUCGCAGUACACUUUCUGGGGUCAUGGAAUACUGUUUAUUUGAGAACAAAUCUUAAUUAAUGAAUAAAAACGACAAAUUACUUUGAAGAUAAUUAAGGAAUACGGGAAGGAUAUCAUUUUGAGCUAAAACAUUGAAGGCUAACUUCAAGUUAUGUGACUGUUUUUGUUUUCUUUUCUGUGCGCAGGCAAAUGCCCGUAUGUCACGUGUGACAUUAGUGACUGGAACCCAUGGCAAGGAGCACUACCCGCUGAUAGCUGUGCACAGCAAAUAAGAACAAAAAACGUUACGGAGAAACAACACGAAAAGAUUCAAGCUGCAAACUGCGACGGCUUGCAAACAAACUGUCCUUCCAUUCCUCAGGAAACAAGACAGUGGUGUAAGCUUAACUUAAUAUUCACGAAGUUAAUGCUGAAAUCAGUGUUAUUAUAGAAGCAGUAAACUGUUAUUACAGUUUUAAUCGCUGGAACGUGUGAUGAAUGUAUUCGUAUCGAUUUUCCACCGUCUUGAAACACGUUACAAGAAAUUAAGAGAAGCAUUUGCUGAAAUACAUCGGCUUGGGGUGUUUAUUUUCUUAAAGAGAAGUGAUUAAAGGAGCUGUGUUAUGAAGUUCUUCAAAAUCCGAACAAUGGAAACCGCCACCAUAUUAAGUGAAACAUAAAAAUACCAGCUCAAAACAGUAAAUGAAAGUAUAAAAUAACGCAGUAAAUAUAAAAGGAGGAACGGACGGACAUGAAGCAGUGAUUUUUUCAUUUGCGAGUAAUUUCUUUGCUGAUGCUAAGUUCUAUUGAGAAUAAGGCUGACGCGUUUUUGGCAAUAUUAAAAAACUGAACUAGACAGUUGUGACACAGCCCCUUUAAGUUCGCGUAAAGGAGAUACGGCUCUAGCGCUCUAAGAUUUCUGGAUUUCUGUGCUAUCAAAAAUGUAGAAUUUUGCUGAAGCCGAUUUUGCCUACAGUGUGUAUGGAUUUUAAUAGUUUCAAUAUUUACCAAGUUUAUUUCCAAGUUUUCUCGCAAACGGCGAUGUAUCUAAGACGAAGGGCUGGAUGAAAAAUUCAUUCGGACCACUUAACUCGAAACGAAUAAGUGUAUCCAUCAAGUAAUGAUUAUUGAUGUCACAGGAAUUUUUAAUUUUUAGGUAACUGUUCCUUUAGAGAAGACUGUUUGUUAAAUGACUGGAGCGACUGGACUGGAAAAAUUCCAAACGGAGGAUGCGCAGUGCAGAUUCGAACACGUGACUACAACAAAUCCAUUGAAUACUUUGAACGAGAAACAUGUGACGGACUGGACUCUUGCCCUGUUAUAAGAGAGGAGACUCGAACUAAAUGUAAGUAAAGGAGAUAGUGGUGCCUGUUUGGUUCACAUCCCAUGCGGUCCCUAACCGUGCCCAGACCCUUAGCAGACAACACAACAGUGACGGUUAGAUACAUAGGUCUGUCUUUAUCUGAAAUAGAGAAUAAGGGUUCCAGGAAACAUUCCUCACCCCCUCCCCCUCAAACAAUUCCCUAGAGUACCGUCCCAGGCCCAGUCGUGUUUUAAGUUUGGUUCUUAAUUGAGGUACAUUAACCUCGACCAUGCGCAAAUUUACUGAAUAAAAGCUAAUGUUACAGCGCUGUUUAGUUUUUGAUAUUUAUAAAAUGAUCUGAGCCAAAUUAACAAAGUUAAGGGUGUUAUAAAAAAAGUUCCCAGCAAAUGCCGCAAGAGUUAAUAUUUCGCGUUCCCAUGAUUAGUUAUCGGAAUAAAAGCGUGUUGUAUCGAAUUACAAUUCAAAGUGGACAGACUGCAAAUUAUAGUAGUUGCUAAAAAAUAUAUAUCUACGUGUGGCAACUGUUCAUCAGUAGGAUGCCUAAAAUGCGUGCAAUUGCACAAUCGGUUUCGGCUUCAUUAAAUCCUAUACCAAUUGGAGAACAUUUUAGGAGGAGCCGCAUGCAAUUACUAACAAUACAAACUUUUCAAUCAUAUAAAUAAUUGAUGAUGAUAAUUUGUAAUGCACAGGCAACUGUAACGAGGUCAUCUGCUCCUGGGGAAACUGGACACGGACCAACUACAACCCUGAAACUAACUGUUAUCAAGAAAUAAGAGUCAAAAAUGAGUCGAGUGGCUUUAAAGUAGUCGAGCAGUCAGAAAACUGCGAUGGUAUAUCAAUCCAGUGUAGUAACCCCGAGAUUGAGAAAAGAGAGGAUUGUAAGUGAACCAUUUUGUUUUAAAAAGAAGUAAGAAAUUAUCCUAGCAAUAUGAGUUAAAUUAAACUCAAUGUAUUUUUAGUUUUAAGCAAAAAGUGUUCUUAAAACAAAACAAAAAAAUUUCAUUGAAAAACCGAUCGAUAUGGUCAUGGCUACCAUGGGUACCUAAAGUUGACCUGAAUCGUAAAAUAAAUUCGAAAAUAAGAUAUUGCGAAUCAAUAAAGUUUUGCAAAUCAUUUCUCAAGGCUUCUCAAUUCACAUCUGAAAAUGGCAUCAACGAUUUAUCAAAAUUAAAUUAAUAACCAUGCACUAUGCAUUCGCUUUUCGAUUUUGAGCUGAGCCGUUAGGGUAAAUUGGAUUAUUGUUUCAGAUAGACAAAUUUACGUUACCUCUUUCCUGACGAAGCAUUUUUCUCGUCGUAUCAGCAAUCCUAACUAUAGUGUUUUAAUAAUAAUGAGGCCAUCUUUGAAGCAGGAAACAAAUACAACGCGAAUUGUCAUCACCUGGCGUAAAAUCCAAGAUUAAGAUUGUUUUUCAUGCUUCCUUCCUUGCGUCCAUAAACAACCGGACGGCAAAUAAGCAUCAUGAUCAAAGAAGAGGUGUCACCUGUUAAGUUGUUUGAAAACUUUACUUAAUUUGUACUACUGUCUAUUAAUUUUCUCUUGCCAGGUAUAAGUGGUGGUGGCGGUCAUGUUAUACACACCAGUGAGGCUCCUCCAACAACUGAGCCUUUGACCACAACGGUGGCUCCGACAACGGGAUGUAAGUCUACGCUAGUGUUUUUUUUUUUCCACUUGCCACUUGCUUUGGGACAACAACUUUUAAGCGACCUACUCUCCCGUUCAUGCCAGAGUCGUAGCUCAAUCUGUAGAGCACUUAAAAAGGUUGCAGACGAGAUUUCAUACUGUAAACGAUUUUAUAGACGGCCUCGCUCAAAUAAACGCCUGCUUGUCAAGUUUGCUUUAGACGCCCCUCUCAAGUAGAUACCCCCUGUCUAAUAGACACCCCGUAAUCGUUCAAUUUAUUCAGUGUCUUGUCUGAUUGACAAGAGUUUGCGCAUCGCAUUUUGUUAAAUGUCAAGCUCAAAGCAAGGAUUCUGACAUCGAAGUGGAACUUUUUAACGAUUUGGAUCUCUAAACGGCCUGGACCUAUCAAUGGAUGGGCUGGGUAGACUGCAAUUUAUAACAUACUAUGCAUAUUCGUUUUGUGGAGUUUCAUAAGCAGGUGAAGCAUGAUCGUCAGGGUGAUCGUAGUCCUGAAUAGCACUGUUGACAGUGACUGACGUUUCGACAACUUGUGCGGUAGACAUCUUCAGAGUCAUCUUCUGACUACCGCACCAGCCUACGUCACCUACUUAUAAAAUGAUUUGUGUUCAAACCUUUCAUAGUUUUGUGGAGAUUUUUACACACAUGACAAAAACGCCUCUGACUUUUGAACAAGUCCGGAGUAUCUGUUUAACGCCCCUCUUGGGCUCUAAAAAUUAAAUCCUACACUCCGGGCGUCAAUAACUGCAAUCAGAUACGGUACCUCUUUCUGGCAGAUGUUUCGAGGAGCGACUAACUGAAUUUCUCAUUAUGCAUGAAACUUUUGAUUUGAUUUUGUUUAAUUUAAAAUCACUUUAGUUCAGCCAGCCACUUUUGUGUCACUUGGAUGCUUUGCCGAUACUCAGGAUAAGACGAAGGAUCCCCGCGCUUUGCCAAUUUUAUAUGCCAACUUCAGAAGUUCUAUUGACUGGUAUGAUCUGUCGAAGACAGUACAGGCAUGUGCAGAGGAAGCCAAGGAGAAAAGGUGACUUCUGAAAAGAACGUUUACUUAGUUAUUUCUAACCUGGGCUUGUUGGGUAGUUUCAACACAACAUAGAUGUAUUAUUUAAAGGAUUUACUAUUAGCUACGCUUAACAUUGUUGUCGUUGUAAGGUAGAAACAACCGGGUUGGUCUGUAGUUUUUAUGCCAUGGUAUAUGUCCGGGACGAUACAUUCUACGCUAGCUGGGGGUGGUCACUGCAAAAGACUAUUACGUCUCAAUGGUUAUUCCAUGUCUUUCAAGGCCACAUUGAGUGAAAGGAUUGAAACAACAACAACAACAACUAUAUUUCCACUAAACCCGGACAUCUAAAGAAUUUACAAGAGUGAAUAUAAUUAUUAUUAUUAAUAAUAACAAUGCAUAAAGUAGCUGGACACCCCAAAUAGCUAUAAAGCUAAACUAGCUGGAUCAUCAUUAUUAAUUCAAAUAAUUGAAAAUGUGCAAAGUCAGGAAAGAGGCUUAACAAAUACUUUUAUAAUACACUUAAAUAUUCAGUAUAAAAUUGGUACAAAAGUAAAUAUACAGUACAAAAAACCCCUGAAAACUCAAAUAUCUAAAUAUCAGUAAAGAUUAAUGGGGAGGGGAGGGGGAGGGGUUGAAGCUAGUGAAACGUGAAGUUAGUUCUUUUGUAAAUAGGUUGGAGGUCCUUAUUGGAUGAUGUUUCGUUUGUUACAAAAUAAACGGACACAAUACACCAAAAAUUCAAGAAACAAACUGUUAGAAUCUGCAUUAUGAAUAAAGCAACAAGUGGCAGAAAAAGCAAGAAGCAGAACCCGCAGUGAACAAAAAACAUGUCGACCAUCUUUACUGAGCGCUGACCGACUGAGAGGUCUCUAACCAUUUUUGACUACUAUUGCCGACAAAGACUCGCAGCACUUUCUCUACAGUUUUGGAGCCUUCGAUUGACCUGAAAGAACUUAAUAGAAGACAAAAACCAUUUCUAAUCAUAUAUUAGUGCAAUCUUCCCAUUAACGAACAACAAUCUACCUUUGAUCAGAUAUGAUUAUCCUCAUUUUCACGCUAUGAGCUCAAACGAUACGAAUACUCUUUCUCUUUAAUGAUGUAGAUCCUUUUUCUGCAAUAAAAUUGGCCACUUUAUCUUUCUGGCCUCCAAAAUACGGGCAAGUAGAAUCGUAAACGUAGCUGCUAUAUAACUGGGAAAGUUUUCCUGAAUAAUAAUUUUUUUAACAAUGAUUAUUUCUUAAUAUUAUUACUGAGUUAUUAUCUUCCCGUUUACUUUAAUGUAACCAAUGUUAUAAUCAUAUGGAAAUGCUAAUAAAUUGAAUUGGGAAUCUGACUGAAUUGCCGAAGAGGAACGUAUAGAGCAAUCAGGAGGAUUCAUCCAAAAAACCUGCUAUUCCAAUUCUUGAAUGAUAAGUAGACUGGGUAUAUUUUUAAUAUUCUGCCUUAUUCUGCAGCAUGCUUGAAAUAAAACGCUAAUUUAGCUAACCAAUGUGCGAUAAAUUUCCUAUUUCGAAAUUCAGCAACAAAGAAACAACUUACAACAACAGCCAAACAUAACCAAAAUUAUCGAGGGGAAAGACAGAGAGUGGUGAGCAGAAGUUUACCUUGAGGGCUUAUAUUUGGGCAUUCCGCAAUCUUAAUAUUUGCGGCCUGAAAAUAGCAUAUACACUGAUAUAUUCUGACAUCAUUCAAGUUUGUUUUAAUUACUUUUUUACAUAUUAAUAGGCUAGAAUAUUUUUCGGUGCAGUUUUACGGUGAAUGUUGGAGUGGAGCCAAUGCAAAGCAAACGUUUGCGAAGUAUGGCGAAAGUGACAAAUGUUACCAAGGAGUUGGAAUGGAGCAAACCAAUGCCGUCUACCGCUUAGAGAACAUGCCCGGUAAAUUUUAAGUUUUGUCUGUGAUGCCUUAGGGCCCGUUUGAAGAAAGUUUAUGUGUAGAAGAGUCACUCGAUCGCCUAAACGAGCUACCCUGGGGCUAGCUAACUUUUCACAUACAUUUCCUUACAAAACUUGGCGAACGGUUUACAUGACAAACAAAAUGCUUGCCAGAGAAGUGAUCCGCAUACCCGAGUCACCCUUUUUCGAUGGUAGGGCAGACAUUUCGCUUUAGGAACACUUUGGCUCUCCCAGCUGUUAAACUCGGACAGGCGAGACUAUCAAAGCAUGCGCGCGCUCUGUUUUAGAGAAUCAGAUCAUGCACGAGAGCUGUUGGGUCGGUAGGGGCGAACUUUUUUCUCAUAUAAACGGCGCUCGCUAAAGUUUACUCGGCUGGGAGGGUGACCCUCUUUCCCUGGACGAAUUCUUUUUCAUAUAGACGAGGCCUAAACCUUUUUCGUUUUUUACGUUCUCGUUGCCGUCGCAGUCAUCGCUGCUAAAGCUUCCCUAAUAUUUAUCGAUGGGUGAAAACGGUUCCGAGUAAGUUUUUAUUGUAACCGCCUACAAAUACGGUAACAUUUUUGACUCCAAUAAAAACUCCUCGCCAGCAAACUUAUAGAUUUUAGUCUUAAACGCUUUGCAUGUCACGUGCACUUUUUACUGCCACUUUUAUAUGUGACAAUAGCUGAAUAAAACCAUCAGAUCGUGCUGCUUGUUAUAUAAUUUUUAUUUUUUUUAGCUUGUUCUUCGGAACUGCAAUUUAGUGCAUCUGUCAGCACUGGAGAAGUCAACGGCCAUACUUGGUGUGCCGGUGACGCCGCUGAAUAUCAGUGGAUAGUUGUAGACUUGGGCGGUGAACGCAAGAUUACAGGUAAGCGAUGGAUUUCUGUUUUCCACUAUACAACGCUGUUUCCAAAGUGACGUCUUCUGACCGUAAGGGUCGUGUCGGGAUUCAAAUUGGUCGUCCUCUUAUAGACCUGCUAUUUUGGAUCUUAAUUUUAAAGUAAUGAAGUCACGAAUUUCCUCUCUGUCAGCGGCCAAGUGGUAAGAGUGCCCGACUGGUAUCUGAGAAGCAUGACGGUUUCAAGUCCCAUUUUUCUUACACCCGCACCAGAAGAUAUUUUCCUAAUCGGAACGUAAAAGCGUGAAACAAAAGUAAGGUUGAUGAGUUUCUCGGAAGGACACUACUCAUCAUCAUCAUCAUCAUCAUCAUCAUCAUCUCUUUAAUAUUUGGUCCUAUUGUUGCUGUUGUUGUUGUCGUUAUCUGCAGUGGAAAGAACUCAACAGUACGUGUCAAAACAGUCACCAAUCAUUCUUGACCCCCGCGAGCUUUGUGUGCCUCCGUUGACUUUUUAUCCCAGAUUAAGGUACGAUAUUCAACCAAUUUUUAAACAUGCAUAUCUUACUUGUACACAGGUGUCGGAACACAGGGUGGUAAUGUAGACAGUUGGGUAACCCUGUACAAACUGGAGUGGAGCGAGGAAGGGGGAUCAUGGAAAACCUAUCAUGAGGGUGAUCAAGAGGUAUUGUAACUGUAGCGAGCUAUGGCCCUGAACGUAGUAACGUAUAACUAUAGCAUUACCCACGUGCGCAUGUCAAGUCCAAAGGAAUUAAUGUAAUGUACAUAAUAAUAUAGUUUCCUAAUAGCCUUGAUUUAGCAACUUGUUAUUUAAAUUUCUCUCCCUUACGAAAUUUUACGUAAAAUGCAGAAAUUAGAACGCAUUCUGGUUUUACAAUUAAUAAUUCUUCAAUUCGGCUUUUCCGGUAUGCCGAUGAAAAACUUUGCAGAUUGGGUUAUUCGCCAAGGCCGAAUUAUUUUUCAUUCAUUCAAAAUAUUUCUAAGUAUUUAACACCCUUACCUACUUGUAACCUUCUUCUCGGCAUUUUGAGAAUAUAAACCUGGACAUGUUUUUCUUUUGCAGAUAUUACAAAAAAAAAAAGCAGUUUAAUGUCCAUCGAGAAUUAUUUCUUCGUGGCAUAGCCUUAAACGCUUUUGACGUUUUCUUGUGUUCUGUCGGCUCAUGCCAAAACAUUUAUGUUGCUGAGUCGCUGUCUGAUUGCGUGACUUCAAUGGCAGAUUAUUUGCAAUAUACUGUGACUGACGUCAUAUAAUCUAGCAUCUUCCAAAUUUGGUUAGCGUCAGCUCAGGCACGGACCAUUAGAAACGUUAUGGGGGGCGGGGGGGAGGGAAAUUUUCGUGCCGCAAGAAUUUUUUGUCGUUAUCAAAUUCCUUGUAUGAAUUUUUUUUAGGCCAUAUUAUGAAUAUUUUUUAGGAUUAAUUGGCGUGCAUAAAUUUUUUUUCAUUUAAUUUCCUCUUGCGCGAAUAAUUUUUGUACUUCGCCUGCCCCCCCCUUCAUAAGUUUUCUAAUGGUCCGUCCCUAAUUAUAAAGAAUUGGGUGUGGAGAUUAACGGAGAAAUAUUGCUUUUAAAUGACCACAAGAUCCAAAAGCCGCUCAAGAAGUCAUGCUUUCCGGGUUAAUCGUGAUUACUUAGCCCAAAAAUAAGUGUAUUUAAAUGUCAAAGCUAGGGCAGAAAUCUAUUAGUCAUGAUUGAAUGUAAAUGUUACAAAUACAUACUUCUGUGCGUCUGAUUCAUUGCUUGAAAUGAUAGAUCUUCCCAGGCAAUUCAGACCGAUUCACUUUAGAGACGCAGUGGUUGAUAAAGCCAAUUACUGCUGGAUUCCUCCGCUUCAAACCACUGUCCUGGACUUCAACACAUGUCUGCAUGAAGAUUAAGGUUUACGGGUGCACUGUAUAAGGUACGCGUAAAAUUACGAAAGCUUAGUUAAAUGAAGAUUUGCGUUUCAUAUUUUUGUCCUUUGUUCAAAUUCUCAGUAACAUAUAGUCAAAAACAUCAGAUACACAAGUUUAUUGACUGAUUAUAGUACACCACAGACUGAAUAAAGCUUAGAAUGAGAUCGGAGUCGCAAGAAAAUCAUGCGUAAAUCGAGAAAUUCAUACAUACAAAAAAAAAGGGAGCUCAACGGAAUCCGAGUUGGUAGAGUCAGAACGAUUCGGAUUCCGCUUAAGUAUUCCUAAGGUGCUUUCGAUCUAGUGAAACCUAGAUUGUCGGAGUCGGAAGAAGCGGAAAAAUUAAGCAAUGACUCUUUACUCUAGUGGUUUAGUUCUUCCGUUUCUGCUUGCGUCUAGUUUCCACUAGGUUGUUUGCGACGGAGUCAAAAGCGCAACCUGGACACAUUUUUAACCAAAUCGCAACGCUCGUCGCUGCUGAUUACGACUGUCUGUCGCAUUAGUAAAGACCAUUCCUUUAUUGUAAAUGAAGCAAUGUAGUUUCACUAAGUUCUUGGUAAGGAGCUUAAAAUAAAGAGAUUUUUAAAUUCUAAUUAGGUAUUCUAGUAUCUAUGUCAACCAUUUUUGUAUUUGCUGCGUGUUUAGAGAAAAUCACGAGGCCAUUAUUAUAAUUUUUUUAUUGACCCGAAUUCUACCUCAAGUUCAGGGGCGUAGCUAUGUUUACACCAGUACGCACUUGCGUACCUGAAAAAACUGUCGAGUUAAAUGAAGAGCAAAGCAAAGAAGGUAAACGAAGGUUACUUGAAAAACGGUGAACUGAUUGCUUACGUAACUCCACCUAAACGUCUGUCAGAUAUAGUUUUACAUGUAUAUAACUUUUUUUAACAAAAUGCUGUGUUUUUCUCCGAUUUUUCCUCACGAAAGAGAGGUAAUUUCUGCCUGAAGAACUUAGUCCUAAUAUAAAAAAUUUCAUCAACCUUAAGUAAAACGCGUGAAAACUCUCUGAAGUUCGCUUGUCUGAUGAGUCACCACUGUUGGAAGGUCUCCCUUGAUAAUAAUUUAAGGUUAAAAACGUAAGAAGUUCUUGUUCUUUUGGGCAAUAAGCAAUUAUUCAAGAUCAGAAACGGCAAAUACUUUGAGUCGUCAUAUUUGAGGUCAUGCGAAACUAAAAAUUGAAAAAAAAAGACUGAACACACAUUUAAAAUACAUCGUGGUUGUGUUUUAAUGAAAUCUUUUAAAGAAGAAGAUUAACAUUUUUGGUAUUUGAAACUUUCUUCCUCUUAUCAUUUGAACAAUAAUUUACUAUAAUACUGAACGCCUUGGUCAAACAUUCAGUGUUGCAUUUGUGAAAAAGUACACGUUCAAAGUCUUCUCAGAAUAUUUCAGCUCAAGCCUUUUUCCUUUGAAUUCUCAAAAAGGUAAGCAGCUUUAAAUAAGUUGCAUGCUAAUGUUUUCUUGAAUCUUUCUUAUAUAGAUGAAACCUUGGAUGGAAGCUUACCAGAGGAGGCAUUUUUAUAAUACUACAAGUACCAUCAGCCGUUUCGAUCAGUUCUAAUAAUAGCUUGUAAUGUUUAGGGGCAUAUUUCUAGUUAGAUAUUCACAGUGAAAAUAAAAACAAAGGGACCAC
Messenger RNA from Porites evermanni, 16272 nucleotides. The record is from the annotation of a GenBank genome assembly. Lineage: Eukaryota; Metazoa; Cnidaria; Anthozoa; Scleractinia; Poritidae.